AGGACAGACCCCAAGAUGGCGGCGGCGGAGGAGCGGCUCCUGUCGGAGGGGGAAGGCGGCGCCGUGGGCUCGGCGCGGCUCUCCCCGCCCCCGGUCCCGCAGCCCCAAGGGGCCCCGGCGCCCUUGGAGCAGCCGCCUCAGAGCAACACGCUCGUGGGGCUGCCCAUCGUGGCCAUCGAGAGCAUCCUCGGCUUCCUGUCCUACGACGAGACGAGCCAGCUCCGCCUGGUUUGUAAGCGAAUGGACUUGGUUUGCCAGCGAAUGUUAAAUCAAGGAUUCCUGAAAGUGGAAAGAUACCACAACUUGUGUCAAAAACAAGUUAAAGCACAGCUUCCAAGACGGGAGUCAGAAAGAAGAAAUCAUUCAUUAGCUCGUCAUGCAGACAUCCUUGCUGCAGUAGAAACAAGACUCUCUCUGUUAAAUAUGACUUUCAUGAAGUAUGUGGAUUCUAAUCUCUGCUGCUUCAUACCUGGAAAGGUAAUCGAUGAAAUUUAUCGUGUACUAAGGUAUGUAAAUUCCACAAGAGCUCCUCAGAGAGCCCAUGAAGUUCUUCAAGAACUAAGGGACAUUUCUUCCAUGGCUAUGGAAUAUUUUGAUGAGAAGAUUGUUCCAAUACUGAAAAGAAAGCUGCCUGGGUCAGAUGUAUCAGGACGUCUCAUAGGAGCUGCCCCAGUUCCAGGGCCUUCUGCAGCACUGACAACAAUGCAGCUAUUCUCCAAACAAAACCCUUCGAGACAGGAAGUCACCAAACUCCAGCAGCAAGUGAAGACAAACGGUGCGGGUGUGACAAUGCUAAGGCGGGAAAUCUCAGAGCUUCGCACCAAAGUGCAAGAACAACAGAAACAACUCCAAGACCAAGAUCAGAAACUGCUAGAGCAAACCCAAAUCAUAGGUGAACAGAAUGCCCGAUUGGCUGAGCUUGAACGCAAACUGCGAGAGGUGAUGGAGAGUGCAGUAGGAAAUUCCUCAGGUUCUGGCUCAAAUGAAGAAUCUCCUAGAAAACGGAGGAAGGCAGCUGAAUCCAUAGACUGUCCUAGGAAAUCGAAACGCCUUCGAAACAGAAAAUAAUGUGGGAGUAAAAUCACACCUUCAGGAGGAUACACUGCUUUAGUAGCCCAAGCAGAUCCCUGCUUGUUUGGAUACUGUGACUAGUUUCAUGGUGUCACUUAGGCUACUGGCUCUUCAAAAUGCCACUUAGACUUGAACAGUAAUUUUCUUUCAUUGAGACUUUUCCCCUGCUUUCUGUCUGGGUGGGCCUAAUUCACAGGAUCUUUAAGAUUUGCAAUAGAUACAUACUAACCUGACCUGCUCUAUCAUGUUUUGAAGGGUUAAUCUUUUUUUCUGUGCAGAUGUGUUUAAAGUAAACUUAUUUGUGUUUAUGCAUAUAUUCACAUAAAAUCUUAAAUAAAUCCAGUCUUAACUGACUAGAAAGUUAAGCUUACAAACGGAUGUCCUGUUCACUUGAAGAAAAGACCCACUUUUUAAAUCUUGUUUUAGAGAACUUGACCUUUUUUGUUACAAGUGACCUUGUCUGGAAUGUCUGAAAAGCAGUUAAUACUUUUCUGGGAUCUAUGUAGUGAGUAAAACUGACUUCUUAAGCUAUGGUAUUGGCUAUAUAUUUUUGUAAACUUACAAGGAAGGGCCUUCUGUCCAGUCUUUACAUGCACACGCCCUAGUUCUAGGUCUUGGGAGCCAUAUUCUACGUUUGCAUGGAUAGGUGCAUGUACUGCUUAGCCUGCGAAAAGCACUUGCCUGAAGUUGUUCUUAACUCUGGAAGAGAGUAGAGACCUAUAAAGCAAAUCUUUAUUCUUCAGCCAUAACUUAGCAUCUGCUUUCAGCACAACUGCUUUCUUACAAUGAGGUGGUCUUACGAGGCUAGUGCAGGAGAGUUUGAAGCCAGGCUAUCUGCCACUUUCGCAGCCUGUAAAUUGCAGGUUCUGUUAGCCAAAGCUUGAGAAUUGAGAAGCUGCCUAUGCACCACUUUGAUUCAUAGGCCAACAUCAAUUAAAAUUAGACAAACUGUCCCUACAAUAACCAAGCUCAUCGGGACACCAUUUGAAUUAAAUGCUGUUUUAUGGAAAAACUUAAACUAUUUUGUGUGUAUGUGUUGGGGGGGAUGUGUGGAGAUUUCUCUGUAAUACUGAUGACAAUAUUCUAGCUUUCCUUAUCCUAAAAGGUAAAUCACAUCAGACGAAGCUUUAAUUUCUUUUGCACUUCUGUUUUGAGCUUGUAACUGGAAAAGCAUGUCUUGCACUGUUCAGUCUUUCUGGUCACUUUAACAACCUCAGAGUUGUGUACAGUGAUUUUUUUCCCCCGUCUGUAUAUUUUUGGAACCUUAUACAAAUACCAUUGUCCUUGUUUUAAUGUACUAAACUAUGUAGCUUUA
Molecule: messenger RNA, 2386 nt
Organism: Rhea pennata
Lineage: Eukaryota; Metazoa; Chordata; Aves; Rheiformes; Rheidae
Gene: FBXO28
Product: F-box protein 28
Exons: 5
Coding region: 16-1068 (350 amino acids)
Biological process (GO): protein polyubiquitination
Molecular function (GO): protein binding
Source: RefSeq, a predicted model, not a curated record